This is a messenger RNA of Dicentrarchus labrax (European seabass), 1547 nucleotides long. RefSeq lists its product as uncharacterized. Lineage: Eukaryota; Metazoa; Chordata; Actinopteri; Moronidae. The transcript is spliced from 2 exons. Bases 69 to 1217 code for a protein of 382 amino acids. The record is from RefSeq and is a predicted model, not a curated record.
UUGGCCAGGUGGCACGGACCAAACAAACACAGGGACGACAACAACAUCGUUCUGCUGCGCUGCAAGAAAUGAUUCAACAAAAGUUCAAGCAGGAGAUGUUUUCCAGACCUGGGGCUCCCCAGCGAGAAGAAAUGUCGACCAUCCAAGUUAAAAAUACUAUGUUGCAUCUGAGUGGUCAAAACCUCAGACUGGCGGCUAAAAAUGUCCGCAAUUCAAAAACACCUGGCCUUCAUCUGUCAGCAACACAUGGGAAGGAGGCGGCGGGUCGGCUUACGGCCUGCUCGCCGACCCAGGAGGGCACGGCACAGUUGGACUUGCUGCUCAAGUCACCCAGGCAUGACCCAGAGAGGGAGGCCGAGAAACAACCAGUCAGACGCCCUCUGAAGCUCGCCCCACUCGAGCUGCCAGAGGAAGUGAGAGAGGCUCACAGGCAAAAACUUGAGUUUAUCCAGCAAGAAGCCGAACCCGCUUCCUGUAAGCUGGAUGUGACAGUGAAUGAGCCCCGAACAAGGAAGGUGAAAUCCUGUGUGAGACAGAGACUGGGAAAAGCUGCAGUGUGCCCUUCUGCUUCCACUGAGCCGCUCAAAGCCCAGCACCAAAACAGAUCCUCAAGGCCUCAGCUGACACGCUGUAACCUCAUAGAGCAGAAUGGAGACAGGCAUCUGGAGGAUGUGGUGUGUCGAGGUACCCCAGCUCCUCUGCGCAGCAAGCCUGCCCCUCCCCUACUUUCUCCCAGAGUUAAAGCUCGGGCCGCACCUGGCGCAGAGGCGGCACGUCAAACCCCUGGCACCCUGCAGCAGGAGACAGGGAGGAGGCGACUGAGGCUGAGGAGAGCACAAUGCCUAGAAGAGGAUCAGUGCAAUUCAAACACGUCAACAGGGGGAUUAUCUGCAGAUAAAGGCAAGCUGGCCCAAGGUGUCCAAAGCAAAGGGCAUCGGGCAGAGAGGGCUCAGAGAGUCCAGCCGCAUACUGGAAAAGGCCUCAAGGAGCCUCCUGCAGUCUCCUGGGAGUAUGGGAGUGUCAGGAAGAGCCAUCAAGAGGAUUGCAGUCAGCAAUCUGCGAGAUGCACUCUGAACCGGCAGUCGGCUGAAGGUGGGAGCAGUGAACAUGCACUUGAGGGUGUUAAGCCAAGUGCUUCUAACUGGAGAUUAAAGAGGAAGAAACCCUUGAUCACAAGGCAUAACAAUGCAGUCCCUCUGGAACGUCUCCAACUGUAAUUAAAUUGGAUCUUUCACUUUUGCAACUCAGGACUUUGCAAAAUGAUGUAAUGCUUAGAGAUGCACUUGUGUCCUGAAGAGACCCGGCAGAAACAGGCUGAUAUCCCAGUUUGAAAGCUGAUUCAUAGUCUGCUAAACAGUGAAAAGAAGGAUACAUGAACCAAAUGGCAUUUCCUCACUAGUUGAAAAAACACAUGUAGGAAUCAAAAAGUUAUUUCUAAAGUUGUGCCAUCAUAAACUGCUUUACAGCAUUAGUCCUUUUUAAGAGCUACAGUCUGCUUUUGUUCUAAAAUGAUACCACGAGCAAAUAAAGUUAAUUUUAGAAACAUA